Cylindrotheca closterium is the source of this 795-nucleotide messenger RNA. NCBI's taxonomy places the organism in Eukaryota, Bacillariophyta, Bacillariophyceae, Bacillariales, Bacillariaceae. The record is from the annotation of a GenBank genome assembly.
AUGAAGCAACCCGACGUCGAAGCCCCAUCUACCGCCCCUAAUACCCCCCAAAGACAACCGAUUGUUAGAAUCGCCGGUGCCAAUACAAACGGACAGAUCUACGGGGCAUCCAACUACAUGAAGGCCGGUACCUAUGGCAAUGUUCUCUUGGGCGAAACCGAGUUCGAAGACUUCGCUCCUGCCCGAUGUGUCUGCUGUGGGUGCUUUGUCAAUGACAAAAUGAGGAAGCGCACAUACUAUCGCGUCUAUGAGAACCGUUUUGAGUAUAACGAAGUCAACGCUCCCUGUCUUUGUUUUUCCAAGGAACGUUGUAUUGGAGAUUACACUCGUGUUCAUUACUUUGACCAGCAGCCUUCUCGAAGCGCCAACGUUUGCGGGUGUAUUCCAUGCAUCUGUUGUGGACCACCGGUUGUCUAUUACCAUGUCCCCAAGUUAUGGGGCUGCUUCGAUCUCCGCAGUUGCUUCGGAGAAGGGGUGUAUUCUUCUCCAUGCAACUGCUUUGACUUGAGAGUCUUCAUUUGUAUUGGACGUCCGUGCUACCAGAUGUGGGCGUGCCGUCUGGCUCGCGGUACCAAGAAUACGGAAGCAUUCGUUUCCAAGUGGCGUGGUGCUGUCGAAGAAUAUGGCAGUUCUCGUGGUAUUCCAAAAGAACAGCAAGCUGUCUUCCGCAAGAACGUCGACCGUAUUUGCAGUUGCGAUUAUGCUCGCACCGUUCCUGCGACUCAUCCUGCAGAUGCGGCUGCAGCUGCAGGUGCACCUGUAGCUGUGACCACAGGGCAUACAAUGGAACGUUGA